Molecule: messenger RNA, 1915 nt
Organism: Rotaria sp. Silwood2
Lineage: Eukaryota; Metazoa; Rotifera; Eurotatoria; Philodinida; Philodinidae
Source: the annotation of a GenBank genome assembly
GUCAAGGUGCUGAGCAGGUGCUGAAAAGGUGUCAAGGUGCUGAGCAGGUGCUGAAAAGGUGUCAAGGUGCUGAGCAGGUGCUGAGAUGCCAGGGUGCUGGGUGCCAGCACUUUCCCCCUUGUGUUUUUCACGCUGCAUCGAAUGAGAAUGUUUUCAAACAUUUUACAUUAGGAUAUUAAUGAAAAACAACUGAAUUUAGUAUGAAAAAGACCACUUUUUCCCUAUAAAAAAAUGUAAAAAAUGCGGUUUUUGGUACAUUAUUUCGACAGUUUUCAGUAAAUUUUAACCCAACAACUCUUUUUAAAAUUUUUUCCAUAUAUACAGUUUUGUAGAGCACGACGAACUCUAUCGAACCAUGUAAAAAUAUCCAAGAGAAACAUUUUAAUUUAUUUUUGAAUUAGUGGCCCCUUCCUUUUCCACCGCCAAAAAAUAUAAAAUUUCUGAAAGUUUCUUAAGUUCGAUAUUAAAAUGUUUUCAUAACCCUUACUAUUCAAUGUCAAUAAACCCCAUUUUUGACGGGGUUUCAUUUGAUAUAAAAUUCAUUAUGUCUUCUAUUUGAAAUUAUAGCGGUGCCUCCCUGGCAAAAUAUUAUUUUCAACCUAGUAGUAUCUGGCCGGCAUUUCUUUGCUAUUGUUCAGAACUACGUAGAUUGACCUGAACUGUUCUAUGAAAUUAUGCUUUAUAUUUAAGGAUGGUCAUAUGAGUGACCGUCUCAAGCAUUCUUUCUAAUUUGAUUUCUUUUGUUUGUAAAACAGCUCACUUCAAAUUCACAUUUAGUAGUGAACUUCGCAUUGGAGAGACUACUUAGACUGGUGCAAAAAUGAUCUUUGAUAAUUUUCUUCUAUUAAGAAUACUUUUUUCGAGAUCUCGUUACAAACUUUGAUGGAAUAUUAUCUAAAACCUAAUAUUAAAGAUCUGUUAGAUAUCUGUAACUUGGAUUUUGAUCAAGAUAAGAUAUUUUUCUUCGAAGAUGUUACACUAGAGAAAGACCAGUUACUUUAGAUGUCAAUCUGCUGUUCUUAUCGGAAGUGGUGAUGAUAACUUAGCGAGAUGUGAUCAAUGUUGUUAUACAUUUUGUAAAAGAUGUAAAGAAAUCUAUCAUUUUCAAGCAAUGUGUCCAAAAGAUUAUUUAAUUGAACAAUUAAAAUUACAGCAACAAAAAGAACGUGAAAGAAUUGCAAAGCAACAGGAAGAAGAAAGAGAAAAAUAUCGAAAAGCACAAGAAAAAGAUCAAAAGAGACUUGCCAAAGAACGAGAAAAAGCUCUUCAAGAACUAGCUAGAAUUGAAAAACAAAAAGAAACUUUAGCUGAAAGAAAACUUGCUAAACAACAUUAUCGUGAAAUUGUCAUUGACUUAACGGACGAAGAUAUUUUGUUAGAAAAUAUUUUAAGUGCUGAACGAAUGGAAGUACUUAAUACUCAACCAUGUCCAAAUUGUCAUGCAAGAAUUGAAAAAAAUGGUGGUUGUUCACAUAUGCAUUGUUCAAGAUGCGAUUUUCGUUUUAAUUGGUCGUCACCAGAAGGACCUCGACCUCCUGAAAUAACUUCACUGUUAUAUCUUUCUUCUAAUGGACUAUCAGUACAAUCUAUCAAAGAAGAAUUAAAUAAAAAAUCAGAUACAGCUAAAGUAACCGAACCAAACAUCGAAAAGACUGAUUCCGAUCAAUUGACAGAGGAUGAAAAUAAACAAGAUACGAAGAUUUUAAUUAAUAAUCGAUCAUUUAUUGGUUCUUCUAUCGUCAAACGAGUGACACAAUGUCAGAAUACUUCAUGUAAUAAAUUCAAUGUUAAAAUAGCUGACGAUAAUUGGAUUGUCUGUAGCGGAUGUUUCAAGCAAUAUUGUUUUUCCUGUCUUAACACCAUUAAAGGACCAAUGCAUUUCCAAAAAGAAUGUGACCGUUAUACACCAGUUUAA